This is a messenger RNA of Acanthoscelides obtectus, 838 nucleotides long. Lineage: Eukaryota; Metazoa; Arthropoda; Insecta; Coleoptera; Chrysomelidae. The record is from the annotation of a GenBank genome assembly.
AUGGCUGCUAAUGACCAGGACUACAUUUUAAGUCAGAUGCCUCCAAAUGAUCAGGGAUGGCUUGAAGUUGCUAGAGGCUUUGAAACAAAAUGGCAAUUUCCACAUUGUUUGGGUGCUAUAGAUGGCAAACACAUAAAAAUAGAGUCACCUAUUAAUAGUGGAUCAGAGUUCUAUAACUAUAAACACAACUUCAGUAUAAUAUUACUAGCAGUAGCUGAUAGUGAAUACAACUUUUCAUUUGCCGACGUACGAACACAUGGACGAAUGAAUGACGCUGGAGUUGUUAAUGAUAGCAUACAUAACAAAAUAUAUGGUUCCAAUUCCAAUUUUCCGGAAGACACUCCUCUACCUGACCGACAUCUUCCUGUGCCCUAUGUUUUUGUGGCAGAUGGAGGUUUUGGAUUAUCUAGAAGAAUCAUGAAACCGUUUUCUGGCACACCGGCAGCUGGCUCAGCAAAUAGAAAAUUCACGCGCUCGUGUUGUGAUUGAAUGUGCAUUUGACAUCGGUGUUUCGAGUGUUGAAAACCAAUUUGCUGCUACAACCCGUAAAAGCAUCUAUUAUGAUACUGACUUGCGUUGUACUUCAUAAUUUUUAAAAAAACAGCGAGCACUCUCGAUGGAUGUAUAUGCCAAAGGGUAACAUAUAUAAUGUUUUACAAGAGCAACCAUUAAGGUCCUCAGAUCAAAUACCAAUAAGAGCAACUGAAAAUGCAAGAGAAAUAAGAAAUGAAUUCGCAUCAUACCUUUACUCACAUUGAAUAAACUAUGUAUCAAAUCAAUUUGUCAUAAUUUAAUGACUUUGUUUAUGAAUGUGUAAAUAAAUAAAAGUAAUGAUUAA